Molecule: messenger RNA, 1130 nt
Organism: Leptomonas pyrrhocoris
Lineage: Eukaryota; Euglenozoa; Kinetoplastea; Trypanosomatida; Trypanosomatidae
Exons: 1
Coding region: 33-1130 (365 amino acids)
Cellular component (GO): cytoplasm
Source: RefSeq, a predicted model, not a curated record
GAUGUCUGUUUCUUUUUACUAGGCACUGCAAAAUGCUGACUCCAUUUGGGUUACUGGUAGGUUUUGCGUACAAAGCGUUCGCAGCAGAUGGGACGACUUUGUAUGUUGUGAAUGUUUGCGGACAUGACUCAGUAGGGCUACCGCUUGCAAGAAGCAUGAAUGCCGUUGAUGACAACUACAUCGAGCACAACGGGGUCGAUAACCUUAUUAUUCCCAUCUCUGUCAGCGAGCCUAAGCAGACCACAAAGGCAGAGUUUGCUUUCUGCAUCGAUGUCGUAGUGCAUACGGUUUUAAUAAAAAAAUGCGUUUCUGGGCAUCAUCUAUACCGUCAUUUGACGGAAAAGCUUUUAGCUCUGUCUCUGGAAUGGGUUCGAAGCGAAUGGGGAGUUCAGUUGCUCCGGGAAAGCUGCAUUCUUCUCGGAAAUCCGUAUUACUUUUCAGACGUCAAAGCUGAUGCGAAGUCUCUCAAAGAGGUGAUGAAGAUGGCUGCUGAGCUGUUGGACACCAAAGAGAGUCAAAGCCGGAAAGGUGUUGAGGAUGCAUCAACCCAUCUGCCAGACGCACUGAAUCUGAAAAACCAUGAACCAAAGGAGAGCAAAAAGCCGCUCAUACAAGAGGUAAUUUCUUCUCCAGGAAUCAAGAAGGGGUUUCUGAACGGUAGAAAUGCAAGGCUGUACGGCCCAGAAGGAAGUUCUGAGGGCACAGGAAAGAUGCCAGAUCCCCUUGCACACAUUCCCGAAUCGCUUCGCAACAAGUGCAAAAUUGUUGACACAAGAAAUAUGGAACAGUCGUUCGGAAAAGAAACCAAAUCCCAAGAGGUGCCUGCAACCACAUCAACUUCGCACUCGUACCAAGCGCAGAAGGAGCACAAUGCGAACUGUGACAAGCUCACAAACUCGAAAUGGAAAAAAGUCGCGUUUGAGCAAUCGAAUGAAAAGCUUGUGGUGCGCUUUGUUGUCCCAGAGGACAUUACUUCAUUGCACGAUGUUGAUCUCUCCGCUACAGAGAAAGUUUUGGAGAUCAACGGAGUUGCGACACAGCUCCCUGUGAGGAUUGUCACGGAUGGUGUAAGGGCAAAGUUCGUGAAGGCAAGUCAUGUUCUUGUCGUGACGUGUCCUAUUGAUGUAUAA